Molecule: messenger RNA, 1706 nt
Organism: Cyprinodon tularosa
Lineage: Eukaryota; Metazoa; Chordata; Actinopteri; Cyprinodontiformes; Cyprinodontidae
Exons: 4
Coding region: 244-1128 (294 amino acids)
Source: RefSeq, a predicted model, not a curated record
GAGUGAAAGCCCCAGCUUUCCAAAUAACAUCUGUGUUGCAGAGCAGCGCCUCCAGAGCCUCAGAAGGAGAUUUGAAAAGGAUGCUGAGUACAAGGAGGAAUACACUGCAUGUGUAAACAACAUGCUGCAGCAAGGACAUGCUGAGGCUGUACCAGCAGAGGACCUACAGAAAGAAGAAGAUGCAAUUCACAUGGUGAAGAGGCUGACGGACCUCUGCUCUAAGGGAGGAUUCGUGCUCUCAAAAUGGAUGAACUUCCGGUCGAGAGAGUACUGGGUUUACAGUGGAGCAUCGAAACAGAUGAGUUCAAGUUCAGAACCUCUGUGCAGGACCGCCCACAGACCAGAAGGGGCAUUUUGUCUGUGGUUAGUUCACUAUAUGAUCCCUUGGGAAUCCUAGCUCCCUUCAGUAUGCCAGCUAAACUGCUGCUACAAGAACUUUGUCGACAAAACUUGAAGUGGGAUGAAGUUAUUCCCCAUUCUCUUUGUAGGAAGUGGCUCGACUGGCUGGAGGACCUCCAGCUGAUCUCCAGUUUUAAGGUGGAUCGUUGCAUCAAACCAAGCUGCAUCAGGAAACCAGACAAAGCACAACUUCAUCAUUUCUCUGACGCAAGUCAAGACGGCUAUGGAACAGUGUCAUAUUUAAAACUGGAAAAGAAUAACAUCUCACAUGUUGCUUUCAUUCUAGGAAAAGCAAGAGUUGCUCCUAUGAAGCAAACAACAAUCCCCAGGUUGGAACUGACCGCUGCUGUUCUUGCUGUCCGAGUCAAUAAACUGCUGCAAAAGGAGCUGCAAAUACAAUUGGAAAAACCUGUUUUCUGGACUGAUAGUACAACAGUACUAAAAUAUAUCUCCAGUGAAACCAGAAGAUUUCACACCUUUGUUGCAAACAGGAUCUCUGUCAUCCGAGAAGCAACAGAUGUGAAUCAGUGGAGAUAUGUUUCCUCCAAGGAAAAUCCUGCAGAUGAUGCAUCCAGAGGCAUGAGAGCUGAGGAGUUCAUUAAAUGCAGGAGAUGGAUAAAUGGGCCUGAAUUUCUCCACAGAUCAGAAGAGGAAUGGCCUAAACUGGAUGUGGAUCACCAUGCAAUUCCUGCAGAUGACCCAGAGGUCAAAAGGGACCUAGCCGUGUAACAGAGGAAAGUUUAUUGAACAAAAGAUGGCAGAUCUGCCAGAAGAAAGAGUCCUGCCAGCCACCGCUCCUUUUACAAAUGUUGGAGUGGAUUACUUUGGUCCUGUAAGUGUUAAAAGAGGACGAAGCCUCCUGAAAAGGUAUGGAGUUCUGUUCACUUGUUUCACCAGCCGUGCAGUGCAUCUGGAAAUGGCCUACACCCUCGAUACAGAUUCCUGUAUAAAUGCAGUCCGCAGGUUCAUCUGUAGAAGAGGCCCAGUUUCCACCAUCAGAUCUGACAAUGCCACAAAUUUUGUUGGUGCAAAUCGAGAGCUGAAAGAGAGUUUAGCUGAACUGAAUCAUGCUAAAAUUCAAAAUGCUUUUGUGCAGGAUGGAAUUAAAUGGAACUUUAACAUCCCAGCAGCAUCUCACCAAGGUGGAGUUUGGGAGCGUCUGAUUCGUUCCAUAAGAAGUAUUUUGGUUUCAGUUCUUAAAGAGCAAGUUUUGGAUGAUGAAGGGCUUCAAACAAUUUUUUGUGAAGUUGAAGCCAUAUUAAACGACAGACCCAUCACUAAAGUUUCCGAUGACUCAAAUGAUCUUG